Molecule: messenger RNA, 648 nt
Organism: Gossypium raimondii (Peruvian cotton)
Lineage: Eukaryota; Viridiplantae; Streptophyta; Magnoliopsida; Malvales; Malvaceae
Product: chaperone protein dnaJ 49
Exons: 1
Coding region: 1-648 (215 amino acids)
Biological process (GO): cellular response to misfolded protein
Cellular component (GO): endoplasmic reticulum membrane
Molecular function (GO): Hsp70 protein binding
Source: RefSeq, a predicted model, not a curated record
AUGGAUGCAAACAAGGCUGAUGCGUUGAAAAGCUUGAAGCUCGGGAAAGAAGCGUUGAACGCCGGAGACCGAGCCCGUGCGCUCAGCUUCCUAAGAAAAGCCCGUCGCCUCGACCCAACACUACCCAUCGACAGUUUCUUAUCAGUGCCUGCCUACACCGAUGAGCAAAUCAUGACCGUCAAACAAGUCAAGGAGAAAAAAGAUUAUUAUGAAAUUCUGGGGUUAGAGAAAACAUGUAGCGUUGAAGAUGUUCGAAAAGCAUAUCGAAAACUGUCUUUGAAAGUUCACCCUGAUAAGAACAAAGCUCCUGGGGCUGAGGAAGCGUUUAUGGUUAUUUCCGAAGCGUUUCAGUGCCUAAGCAAUGAAGAAAGAAGGAAAACUUAUGAUCUUGUUCGAUCAUAUGAACCCGUUUAUGAAAAGAGAUCAGCUUUCACAUAUAGUGGUGGAGGAGGCAAUGGAUUUUAUAAUGGUUUUUAUGAUGCCGAAUUCGAAGCAACGACUCAGUUUCAAAGUUUUAACUUUGAGCAUGGAAAGGGAGAUAAGGGCUGUACUGGAUUCAACAUUGUCUCGCAGGAGCAUUUCUUGUUACUGCUAUAUCUUGUUGUUUUGUUAUUUUUCCUGUUUAUUAAACAUGUAAUGGAUGGCUAG